Messenger RNA from Linderina pennispora, 782 nucleotides. RefSeq lists its product as uncharacterized. The annotation marks the transcript as partial. The record is from RefSeq and is a predicted model, not a curated record. NCBI's taxonomy places the organism in Eukaryota, Fungi, Kickxellomycota, Kickxellomycetes, Kickxellales, Kickxellaceae. The transcript is spliced from 3 exons.
AUGCUGAUGGCCAAAGAUCCUGAGGCAUACUAUGGCCCUGACGGCCAUGUGCGGGCUGUUGGUGGUAAUGUAGUCGACGACAUGCGGAAGCACCCCAAGUACCGUCCUAAGGAUGAGCCUUACGACGAGAAUCCACCAGUCGAUGACCCCGAAGAGGGUGAUGAGUACUCGGAGGGCGAUGAGUUCAUGCGCAAGCGUGAUUACGGUGCUUGGGACGAAGAGCCCAUGUCUGAUAGCUCAGUUCCGUUGGCUGCGCCAAUCUCAGGCACGGAGGCUGAGAAGGGCAUGCAUGACCAGCUGGAUUGGCGCUCACAGCUCGAGGACUUCUAUGCCAUCUAUGCACUCUAUGCAGCGCUGGCAGGCACAUCUAAGGAUAUGCAGCGGCAGCAGAUGACGAUCAAGUCUGGCUUCCCCAUGCUCGCGCGCUUCACCUUUGUCCCACUGCGUGGUGAGGAUAAGGACUUUUUGCACCAUCGCACCAAGGACGGGCUAGUCGAAGAGGAUGUCCUGGUCAUUGUCCGCAUGCUGACCAACGAGCCGAUUCCGAAGCGCUGGCGCAUUGCACUGCCCAUUAACCUCAAUGCGACAAUGCUGCAUACCAGCCGUGGUAUGUUCUUCUCUGGAGAUAACGUGUCGCCAGAAUUGAAGUCCAUCUAUCAGCAGCGUGUGACAUUCUACAACAAGCAUAUCCGCAUUAACACAAACAAGAAACAGACUGGUAUCGAAAACCAGCGGCUGGACGACAUGGCGGCCGGACACAGCUCUAAUGACACAUCAGUGCG